Molecule: messenger RNA, 297 nt
Organism: Miscanthus lutarioriparius
Lineage: Eukaryota; Viridiplantae; Streptophyta; Magnoliopsida; Poales; Poaceae
Source: the annotation of a GenBank genome assembly
AUGGCGGCGAACGGCGGCCAGGAGGCGGCGAGGUACGGCGGCGCCGGCGGCGGGAAGAGGGAGCUGCCGAACAAGCAGCAGCAGGCGGCGGGCGGGUGCGGGCACUACUUCCAGAUGCCGCUGCACUACCCGAGGUACAGCCGGGAGGACUACGAGGCCAUGCCUGAGUGGCAGCUCGACCGCCUCCUCUCAGAGUACGGCCUGCCCGCCGCCGGCACCGUCCACCACAAGCGCACCUUCGCCAUGGGAGCCUUCCUCUGGGGCGCCGGCGGCGGUGGCGGCAACAACAACCAUUAG